AUUGGCGUCUCUCGCGCUGCCCGGCUAGAUUCGACUUGCCUACGUCUCUGGACGACCGAUCGCAAGGCGCAGUGCCGUAUACGAGUUCGCCGACAUUCAUUCAUCCCUGGGGCCGUGCGCGAGAGCCGAGCAAGACGCUACUCGCUCCUCUGCACGCGCGACAUUGCAUAGUUUGGCGCUGAGCCCAUGUCUUCGGCGCCGACGAAGCGCAGGUCGAUCAUAAGCAACAACAGCGACUCUCAUCUCGCCAGCGGCAGCGAGGACGAACACAUCGCGCAGCACAACGGGAGCGCGCACGCCUCUCGACAAGGCGCUGGCCUGUCCUCGGUCUAUUCCUCCCCGAGCAGAUCACGAAGUAGAGCCAGCAUUAGUACACUGACAGCCCAGUCGGGUACCUCUACACCAAGACGAGGUACCCCGGUAGAUUCAGCCGGAUCGCUGCCCGCGAGGAUACCCUCGAGGUCGAAUACGCCUCUGCCAAUUGACUCAGGCGAGCGUAGACAGUCCUCGCUCGAAUUAGACGAUCAGGAAGCCGCGCAACUCAUUGCAGAACCCGGUGGGAUGCCUGCACCGAGCAGAGUAGGAGGAAAGAGCGCGUCCGGCCUGGCGAGCGCGAGCUGGUCUCGUUUGCUAUCGCGGCGCAAUGUCGCAGCAGGCACAGUCUUGCUCAUCUUUGGACUCUAUGCCUUCGGAGGCAGCACGACCCACGAGCUUGGCAAGAGCGCAGUAGGCAGUCUAGCACAUUAUAAAGGGAACGAUGCCAUGCAGCAGGACAUCGGCGAGACGGCCAAUAUGCAAGCCAACCCAAACCAUCCGACCCAGCAGAAGGAGACAUGCUCGAUACCACUCGAUCAACGACCGUCUAGCUAUGCGCUCAUGAUCGAUGCCGGCAGUACAGGCUCCCGCAUACACGUCUACACGUUCACGUAUUGUACCUCUGCCAGCACGCCUUCGAACAAGGACGCUGUGCCUGCACUCGAAUCCGAAGUCUUUGAACAGCUGCAACCCGGUCUUUCGAGCUACAGUGGCAGACCGAGGGAGGCCGCCGAAUCACUAAGGCCGCUGCUAGAGGUCGCAUUGAAGACAAUACCCGAAUCCGAACGCAAGUGCACACCCAUCGCCGUCAAAGCGACUGCGGGACUACGACUGCUUGGCACUUCCGAGUCGCAAGCGAUCUUGACAGAAGUAGAGCGGUGGCUGAGGAAGUCCUAUCCCUUCCACGUCGUCGAUGAUGGAGUCGUCAUCAUGGACGGCCGAGACGAAGGCGUCUACGCUUGGAUUACGAUCAACUAUCUGCUUGGACUCGUCGGACCAGCCGCAAAAGCCACCUCGACGGCUGCAGUCAUGGACCUUGGCGGCGCGUCCACGCAGAUCGUCUUUGAGCCCCACAUGCGGAGUGACAAGAAGCUCUCGCCCGGCGAUCACGUAUACGACCUCAAAUUCUCCAGCGAAGACCAUGUGCUCUAUCAGCACUCGCAUCUUGGCUACGGACUCAUGCAAGCCCGGAGAAGCGUGCACAACCUCAUCGCCUUUACGUAUGUCUGGCAAAGCGCGCCAAAAGGCAAGAGCCUGGCCUGGGAAGAUCUGAAUCAAAGCAUAGAGAUACCUAAUCCUUGUCUCGUCCGGCAGGGCAAGAAGAUGGUCACACUUGAUCCACCUGGUCGACCAAAAGUCAAUGUGACAUUUGUCGGUACGGGCGCAGGCUUUGAUGCCUGCCGCCGAGUCGUCGAUGUCACUAUGGCAAAGGAUGCACUCUGCGAAGUCGAGCCUUGUGCUUUCGGUGGCGUAUACCAGCCCAAGCUCAUGGAAACCUUCGGUCAAGGGCCAAUCUAUGCCCUAUCGUACUUUUACGACAGGAUAGUGCCGCUCGGACUUGGUGCAGACUCGGUGCCAUUCACGAUGAAGCAGCUUCGGGAGCUCACUGCCGAUGUUUGCGCGGGUCCAGAAGGUAGCUCGGAUGGCAAGCAUGGCUGGGCUCGGUUCAGACGGUCAAAGGAAGCAAUGGCCGAGCUUGAGGACCGGCCGGAAUAUUGUCUCGACCUGACAUUCAUGUACAGCUUGCUCGGUUUCGGCUACGAGCUAGCGGAGGAUCGAGAGCUGCAAGUCGGCAAGAAGAUCAAUGAUGUCGAGCUUGGCUGGGCGCUCGGCGCGAGUAUCAGCUUGAUUACGGAUACAGAUCUCAAGUGCGAGAUCUGAUGCGCAAGUAGAUGUACAUCACUGCAUGCUGUGACACGGGG
This is a messenger RNA of Mixia osmundae IAM 14324, 2237 nucleotides long. RefSeq lists its product as uncharacterized. Gene Ontology annotation, biological process: nucleoside diphosphate catabolic process; protein N-linked glycosylation. Lineage: Eukaryota; Fungi; Basidiomycota; Mixiomycetes; Mixiales; Mixiaceae. Gene Ontology annotation, molecular function: GDP phosphatase activity; UDP phosphatase activity. The record is from RefSeq and is a predicted model, not a curated record. Bases 187 to 2196 code for a protein of 669 amino acids. The transcript is spliced from 3 exons. Gene Ontology annotation, cellular component: membrane; Golgi apparatus.